UAUUGAUUUAAAGAAGAAGAAGAAAAGAAAAAUUUCAUUGUUCAUCUUUGUGUGUGGUUUUUUUUUAUAUAUUGCUGCUGCUAGUGUUACUCAUUUUUUGUAUUAUUAUUAUUAUUAUUGUUCCAAUCAAUUGAUCUGGCCAAAAUGUAUCGAUCAUCAAUGUCCAUUUCCAUAAAUCUCAUCAUCCUAGUGGUUAUUAUUACAUUAUCAGCAACGAUUGAUGCACAAAAAUUGAAAUGUAAUAGUAAAACAGAAAAAGAAAUGGAUCAAAUCGUAGCACGUAUCAUGACAUUUGGUACAGAUCGACCAUUUCCAGCGGAUAAAGCAAAACUUAAAGAAUAUUGCAAAGAACAAGUUCGUCUUGUUGGAAAAUUAGAAAGUUAUAAAACACAAUGUUUGAAAAAUCAAGCUAAAAGUAUUGUAUCCGUGAUCAUUUAUUCGAUUAAACAAGUAACAAGUACUUAUUGUAAACGGCCAAAUUCAAAACGUUCAUCGGAAUUAGUAGAUUCAGCCGUUUGUGCCAAUGCGGCAACAAAUGAUUAUAAUAAAUGCAGUAUCGAAUAUAUUGAACGUCUUUUAUAUGCAAAAACCUUACCACAUGGCAAAGAUCGUUUGAUUCAAUCUUGUUGUGGAUAUUUUGCAAUCUAUAAUUGUGUCCGUACACAAGCAGCAAAACAUUCGAAUGUCUGUACAGCGGAACGUAUUGAUGCAAAUAUAAAUUAUAUACGUACAUUCUUUGAUAAUGCAAUCAAUGCUGCAUGUGGUGAAUAUAGUGGCGAUAAUGAUAAAUGCGAUAAAGUGACAAUACCACCGGCAAAAAAAUCGAGUAAAAAACAUUCAUUACCAGCAUCAUUUUUUAAUCCAUUGGUUAAUCUAUUAUCGAAUAUAUGAUGAAAAAAUUCAACUUGAAACCGGUUAUAUAAUGGACGAUUCAUCAGUUUAAAAAUUUGCAAAAAAAAAAUCAAAACAUGACAUUUAUUCA
Molecule: messenger RNA, 982 nt
Organism: Dermatophagoides farinae (American house dust mite)
Lineage: Eukaryota; Metazoa; Arthropoda; Arachnida; Sarcoptiformes; Pyroglyphidae
Source: RefSeq, a predicted model, not a curated record